Molecule: messenger RNA, 2373 nt
Organism: Acanthopagrus latus (yellowfin seabream)
Lineage: Eukaryota; Metazoa; Chordata; Actinopteri; Spariformes; Sparidae
Gene: cgas
Product: cyclic GMP-AMP synthase
Exons: 5
Coding region: 1-1725 (574 amino acids)
Biological process (GO): cellular response to exogenous dsRNA; activation of innate immune response; negative regulation of double-strand break repair via homologous recombination
Cellular component (GO): nucleus; cytosol; site of double-strand break
Molecular function (GO): 2',3'-cyclic GMP-AMP synthase activity; double-stranded DNA binding; chromatin binding
Source: RefSeq, a predicted model, not a curated record
AUGACGGGCAGAGGGAGACCACGCAAGGCCAAGAGUCCUGACAAAAAGUGUGCCAAGGGUAAAACUAGACCUGAGGAAAUGAAACCGGCAUCUCUGCCUAGAUGUACAGGGAAAGAAAAUAGGGGAGAGAGUCAGGGUGGCACCGCGAUGGAACAGAAAGCAAAGGAGCAGAAAAAGAAAAAACACACUGAGGAGAAGCCAUCUGCACAGGGCACCCGAAAGGAAGAGACCACAAAACACAGCACAGAGGAGCAGAAAAGGACACCUACAGACCACACAAAAGCAAAAACUGAUGGUGGGAAUAUGAAAUUACAAGACAAAUUUCCAGAGGCUGUGACGAAGAUGUGUCCAGAGAUGCCGAAGGGCGCCACAAAGGCUUCUCCACAGACCGCCAAAUCAAAAACAUGUGGUAGAAAGGCAGAAUUACGAGCACAGUUUGCAGAGGAGCCAUCAAAGGACAACCUAGAUGCUUGCGUACAGAUCCCAAAGCCAAAAGCCUGUGCUGGAAAGGUCAAAUCACCUCCAAAAUUUGUGAAGGAGACAGCAAAGACACCGCUAGAGAAACCAAAGGCCAUCGCAAAAGCAAAAAAAUGUGCUGACAAAGAGAAAUCACCAGAAAAACUCCCAGAAAAAGCUGCUGUGGACUCAGUCCUCUCCAAAACUCUGGACAAACUGAAGAUUAAGAAGGACGAAAUAUCAGACGCAGCAGAAGUUGUCAAUGAAAUAACACAUGCUAUCAUCAAUCAUAUGAAACAGAAAAGUGAAUGCUUUAAAGAAGUAGGAAACCCACUACGUAGUGGAAGUUACUAUGAAAAACUAAAGAUUUCUAACCCUGAUGAGUUUGAUGUCAUGCUGCCGAUGCUUGUCAAUCGAGCGAAUGUUGAACCAUUCGGGAAGGAUGGCGCCUUUUACAGUGUGGGACUAAAGCGUGGCAACAGCCCUCUGAAGAAAUUUCAAGAGAACAACACCUUAUCUGCCAGCGACAUGCUCAAGGAGUUCAGGGACGAGGUGAAGAAAUGUGUCAAGGGAUUUACAGAAUGGGCGGUGACGAAAAAGAAAAGAGGUUGCCCCGCAGUGACCCUCAUCACACAAGUCAAAUCCAUCACCAUUUCGCUGGACAUUGUUCUCUGUCUCAUGGUCAAAUCAAGCUGGCCGUCUUUCACCACCGACGGCCUGAAAAUAGAGGGCUGGCUGGGAACCAAAGUUAAGAAGGAAUACAAGCUAAGUGGGUAUUAUCUCGUCCCAAAAUAUGAAGGCAACGGUAACAGGGAGGAUGAAGGGGUCCUUGCAAAGGAUUCUUGGCGGGUUUCAUUCUCCCACAUCGAGAAGGCCAUACUGACGAAUCACGGAUCGGAAAAAACAUGCUGCGAAAAAGGAGGAGCUCGCUGCUGCAGGAAGGACUGUUUGAAGCUGCUAAAGCACCUUCUCAGUAAGCUGAAGGAGAGCGACUCUUCAUUUGACAAGUUCUCCUCGUACCACGUCAAGACCACGCUCUUACACGCCUGCUGCUCCAGAACUAAAGACACUGAUUGGAGCGCCUCAAGUCUGAGCCACUGUUUUCAGCUGCUCCUGCAGGAUUUUGUGGCCCACCUGGAAAGCGGUGAACUCAACAACUUCUUCAUCCCAACUCAGAACCUGCUCUCUGGUCCUGGCCCGAAGAAAUGUAAUAUGCUGGCUUCUCGUAUCAGGGAGGAACGUGAAAGGGGUUUUCCUAUAUUCCAGUGAAAACAACACUACAGACUUCAGGUGUUUGACUUGUGAUAUCAUUUGAAAUGUUGUUAGAAUAACUAAAACUAGCUUUAAAGAAGGUAAAGCUCCAUGGAAACUACAAUAUGGUCACAACAAGGUCACUGCGACCUCACAAUAUGUCGUGUGUAAUAUCAGUCCACACUCGAGUCCACGUGGAGGUUUGGGCUAAAUUUGAAAGAAAUCCCACAAUGCAUUCUUAAAAUAUUGACCUCAAAGUGAACUUGACCUUUGACCCCCAAAAUGUAAUCAGUUGAUCCUCGAGUCUGAAUGGACUUAUAAACCAAAUCUGUACAAAUUCCUGUAAGGCAUUCUUGAGAUGUCCCAUUCCCAAAACAUGAGUUAAAGUGACCAAAAUCUAAUCAGUUCAUCUUUCAGUCCAAGUGUGAGUUUGUGCAACAUUUGAUGAAAAUCACACAAAGCUAAUGUUUGAAACUUCUGACAUUUGGGUUUUCAUAAGUUUUACACUUCUUCUUACUUUUCUUCAAACAUGGAUUGCUAUAUGUAUUUGAAUCUUUUAGUGAAACUUUUUUUGUGUUAACUAUGAUCUUGUUUGUUUUGCUUGUUUUCCGGCCUGUAUUUAAUUUAUCAUUGUAUUUUAAACAUGUCCGAUAUGGACAUAAACAA